This is a messenger RNA of Pocillopora meandrina, 3087 nucleotides long. The record is from the annotation of a GenBank genome assembly. Lineage: Eukaryota; Metazoa; Cnidaria; Anthozoa; Scleractinia; Pocilloporidae.
AUACUUCAGUAUACCCUGCAAUUUGCAGUAUUAUGUAAUGAAAGUCUUUGUUGUUUUUUUCCUGUUUUGUUUGUUUGUCUGUUUAAUGUUCCUCAUCGAAGUGGAGUAAGAGUUCGUCGUGAUUUGGGUGGAGUUUGCCAAGAUAUGUGGGCAGCAGCCGGCAAUAACAUGGUUGUUGGGACGGAUCUGGCAGUAGACACUUCAGCCACUGCCACGCAAUUGUUUAGUCUUACGCCACCGGGUAUCACCAAGCUAAGUCAACCUGUAUACACAAAGUUCAAAGGUGAGGUUGAUAACAGUCUGUGCAAGAGUGUAUCUCAUUGAGAGAGGGUUAAUAUUACAGCCUUAGUCUUUUACAAAGGUUUUUUUUUUCCAUGGUAAUCCUUUCCAAGCUACUUUUAGACACGAGGUUUUUGGUGUUCCAGAGGGAAAUGAUAGAUUGCGUUCUCUGCAAGCUCUUUAAAUUUUCAUGUGGAGAACAAAUCGAAGCUGCAUGAAAAUUCACAAUAGAGGAUUAUAGUUAUUUCUGGGACCUUUAAGACCUCCAAGAACAGUUGGAGAGAUCUAAAAAAUCCGAAAUUUAAAUUUAAAAUAGGGAACGAUGUCUCUGGUCCGACACAUUCGUUCUUGUAGCUUGAGACCCUCUCCAAUCUGCAGAUCACUACUCUUUGUCUUAAACAGCAGAAGCCUUGUUCUUGGACAAGCUAAUUUAGGAAGUUCCGUUUUGUCUAACUUGCGAAAGAUCUUCGACCUUUUUUUUUAAGACAUGAUUGAAUUUUCAACCAAGAUUUCUCAGCGAAAUAAUCUAUUCUUUUGGCCUAGGCCAAGUUUCCAAAAGCAUAAUCAGCUCUAUUUCAGAUCUAUGGGCAUUUAAAGUCAACAUUUGUGAUCAUAUUUAGAAAGCGAUAUUACAAUACACUCUAGUAAUUUCCUCAUGUCUUUGGAAAGCCCUUCUAGACAACUACAUUGCAGACGAGACCAAACCAGAGGGGAGCGAUGCGGAAAAAGUGAAUGAAGAAGAUGACUUUAUAAACACUAUCGCCGUCCCUGGCGGGCCUAUGCAUUUCGCCUUUCAGUACCUAAAAGCAAGCGGAAAAACCACUGCUGUUGUAAGUUAUCUAAUCAUUCCUUAUAUCAAUUUGGUAAAAGUCUUUCGAUUGUGGGUAAUGCACCGGAAUGGCAUUAGAUUUUCUUGACCUCUGUGUAAUUUACACCCUGCUUGGUUGUAGCCCGCGUUGUGGUGUGGCCGGACUGCCAUGCAGGAAGUCUUUGGUUUAAGCCUCAGAGCGGACCAAUACCUAGGGUCUUAAAUUAACUGAGAGGAACAUGCUGCCUUUGCUAUGACAUUCCCAAAUGGCUAGACAUUCUAAUCUACUCGGAUAAGGACGAUAAAUGGUGGGCCUCGUCUCGUGCAUUUUCUCUGUGCUGGUUAGCAGGGGACGUUGAAGAACACGCUCACUUAUCGCACAGAGUGGAGGACGUAGCUCCCGGUGUUGUGGUCUGGCCUUGUCCUACGCUCGUGACAGGACAAAAAAACAUGUCCCUCUGAACAACAAUUAUUUCCGUGCUUUAUUAGGACUUAGACGCUUUCAAGCCAAUACUGAAGACCAUGUGGUUCAAAAAGUACCCAAAAGGAGGAGACGUGCCGACCUACUCUGGAUUUGAACACACAUUUGUUGGUAAAACAAGGAAAGACUACUGUAAUAUCAAGUGCACAUGCUGUUGUUUAAGUAUUAGUUUGCCAUCGCCAAGUUUCUUGGGGAUAGGACGGGAUGGAUUCAGUACCCUCCCCUCUCUCCUUUUCAUUUAUUUAUUCAAAAGAUGUUACUUUUCAGCGUUCGUCUUAUACCCGUCAAUUCAUAAGGUUCAAUGAAAAUUUGUUGUAAAGUGUAGGAGACCAUAGUCAAAUACUGCUUGUGGCAUUUGGUCAAAAUAAUAUUUCUUCCUAGAGGUACUAAACAUCAGCUCAGUUUCGAUUAGUAAAACCAAGUCUCGUUGGUUAAAUAUUGUUUUCGCAGGGAGAAAAUGAAGCUGGGAAUCGAUAUCUAAGCCAUCUUACUUUUUUUCAAAUGUGGCAGGUGAGCUUGGUCUUGCGAAAGGAACAAUGGUUGUCAAGGGUCUUCACAACUGGUACCAAUUCCAUCUGGAACAACAAGCAACAAGACUGACUUAUAUGCCUCCAGUUAAGAAUGUCGUUGAUUUGAACAAGAAGGUAACGUCUGAUUUUCUCAUAAUAAAGAAUAGAUGACAGAACUUUACUCAACUCCAAUUUUUUAUAUUUUUUCAAGUAAACUAAGGUUCGUUUCCAUGAUGUAACCCUUAAGCUUGAUUCAGACAUUAUUUUCUGGCGAGCAGAAACAUUAAAAUUGAGGAUAACAAGGGAAAAAACAAGGAAAUUCUUGGUUGGAGAAAAGCAAACUAUAUUGUAUAGUCGUUUCAAAAUGAUAAGUAUAAAAAUAUAAAAUGACCUCACAUGCUUGAAAGAGAAGAUUUCAACUCUUCCUUGAUUCUAACCUCUCCAAGUACCCUAAAUUAAUCCUGAUUUCAAAAUGAUAAGUGGUGACACUAGGUGAUAUAGAAUGAUAUUAGUUUUUUAUUAUGAUUGACAAAAAGGAGGCAAGUAUUUCUAAAACAGUAUCAUAGAAAAUUAGCAGGUCUGCUUCCCAAAGAUUCUUCUUCACAUAAAUUUAAGUGUGAAACUGCGAUGGCACCUUGAGGAAAUUUUGAUCAUCAUUCAUGUGUACUCAUAUGAAUACCUCUUCCUCUCUCUCUUUACAAGGUGAGUGUGGUGGCCGCAUACCCUUAAAUCCUCCCCCUCAGCCACGCCCUUGCCAAAUCUGACUAACAUUCACUAUCUUAUCACAGCCCCCGCUUAUCAAUGUGGCAUUUACGUGGAAGGGAUUUAACAAAGCUGGCAGCAGUUUCUACAUCGGAACCAGCCCUGCAUUUGAGAUGGCUCUGUACACUGCAUGUUUCUUUGGAGAGCCUGGUGACUGCACGUGCAACAUAGACAGUCAGCUGCUCACGAUAAAGACCAUCAAUUUCGAAAAUGCGGGAAUGGUUCUCACUUCAUAUCCCACAGCAUAG